AUGGCUACUUCGUUCAUCUCUAAACAGCUUCGCUCAACCGAGGAAGACCAGGAAGCUCGACCUAGCUGGAUCCGCCGUCAAGUCGUGUCUGGUCUUCAGUCUAUCUCUCGCCGUGCCUGUGUCCACCCAAUUCACACCCUCGUGGUGAUCGCCAUUCUCGCUAGUACAACCUAUGUGGGUCUUCUGGAAGGCAGCCUGCUGGACACCAGCAGGGAUGCCCAAAGUGUCGCUGGACAAGUGGAUACAGAUGCUCUGCUCCAAGGCAGCCGUAAUCUGCGACUUGGAGAAUCGACUUCAUGGAAGUGGCAGGCGGAGGACAUGUGGACCGACUCGGAGAUCGAGAAGCCUGCCGCUCAGCACCUGGCCCUGACUACCCUUAUCUUCCCGGAUUCUACUUCCAGUGCUCCUACAGCUGAUGAUGUCCCGGUUCCUGCCAAUGUCUCCGCCAGCUCUGUUCCUUAUACCCCGAAUCUGUUCUCGCAGUUCACCUCUGACUCUUCCCUGGUGUACACCGUGCCAUUUGAGCAGGUGUCAGAGCUCUUGAAGGCUGUGCAGGAGAUCCCCAACCCCUCCAACGAAGAGGACGAAGAAGAAUCCAAGAUGUGGAUCAUGAGAGCUGCUCGUGGCCCUGCCUAUGGAUCGCGCAGAGCUAUCAAGCUCUGGGUUGCGGAUGCCUGGGGUUCAUUUGUGGAUCUGAUCAAGCACGCGGAGACCAUUGAUAUUGUGAUCAUGGCUCUUGGCUACAUUUCUAUGCACCUGAGCUUUGUUUCACUUUUCUUCUCAAUGCGCCGACUAGGCUCCAACUUUUGGCUUGCGGCUACCGUGCUCCUUUCUGGUGCUUUUGCCUUCCUGUUUGGCUUGCACGUGACCACCAAGCUCGGCGUGCCGAUCAAUCUGCUUCUGCUCUCCGAGGGUCUACCAUUCUUGGUUGUGACCAUUGGAUUUGAGAAGCCGAUAAUGCUGACCCGGGCUGUUCUCAAGGCUUCUGUUGAUAACCGUCGGCCUCGUCCCGGUGCUGCUCCCCGUCCUCUGGCCUCGAGCACACCCAGAUCUAUUCAGGACUCCAUCACAGCAGCUAUCAAGGACCAAGGUUUCGAGAUUGUCCAGCAUUACUGCAUUGAAAUUGGUCUGUUGGCAUUGGGUGCCGCUUCUGGCGUUCAGGGCGGUCUCCAGCAGUUCUGCUUCCUUGCGGCCUUGAUCUUGUUCUUUGACUGCGUGCUCCUCUUCACCUUCUACACCACCAUUCUUUGCAUCAAGCUCGAGAUUACUCGUAUCAAGCGUCACGUGGCUCUGCGCAAGGCUUUGGAAGAAGAUGGAAUUACCCACAGUGUCGCUGAGAACGUCGCUUCUAGCAACGACUGGCCCAGCGCCGGAUCUGGCAGCAAUGAAGCCGAUACUAGCAUCUUCGGACGUAAGAUCAAGUCCAGCAAUGUGCGCCGGUUCAAGAUUCUCAUGGUUGGUGGUCUGAUUUUGGUUAAUGUUGUGAACAUGUCAGCCAUUCCUUUCCGGAACACCGGCAACGGUGGCCUGCUUUCCCGUUUCUCCAGUGUCUUGGCUCCUACCCCCAUCGAUCCCUUCAAGGUCGCCGAAAAUGGCUUGGAUACUGUCUAUGUAGCUGCCAAGAGCCAGAGGCAAGAGACUGUGGUUACAAUUCUCUCACCCAUUAAGUACAAGUUGGAGUACCCCUCUGUUCACUACGCAGCUCCUCUCGAGUCUGGUUCGUUUGACAUCGAAUACUCUGAUCAAUUUUUGGACGCCGUUGGCGGCAAGGUUCUCGAGAGCCUGCUCAAGAGCGUGGAAGACCCCUUCAUCAGCAAGUGGAUCAUCGCCGCUCUGACUCUGAGCAUCAUUCUCAAUGGCUAUCUAUUCAACGCUGCCCGCUGGAGUAUCAAGGAGCCUGAGGCACCCGCCGCUCCUGUUGAGCCUGUCGUGGCACCAAAAGUCUACCCCAAAUUUGAGCCCAAUAAGGAAUCCAACCGGACUCCUGAGGAGUGCGAGGCGCUGCUCAAGGCGAAGCGUGCCCCCAUUCUUACCGAUGAGGAAUUGAUUGAUCUCUCUCUCCGUGGAAAGCUUCCUGGUUACGCUCUGGAGAAAUCCAUGGAGGACGAGAAUCUGAUGAGCCGUGUUGAUGCUUUCACUCGUGCUGUGAAGAUUCGCCGAUCUGUCGUUUCCCGCACUCCUGCUACCUCUGCUAUCACCUCUACUUUGGAGGAAUCCAAGCUUCCCUACAAGGACUACAACUAUGGUCUCGUCCACGGUGCUUGCUGUGAGAACGUCAUUGGUUACCUGCCCCUUCCUCUCGGUGUUGCUGGUCCUAUCAACAUUGAUGGACAAAACUACUUCAUCCCUAUGGCCACUACUGAAGGUGUGUUGGUGGCUAGUACCAGCCGUGGCUCCAAGGCCAUCAACGCCGGUGGUGGUGCUGUGACUGUUCUGACUGGCGAUGGUAUGACUCGUGGACCCUGCGUUACAUUCCCGACCCUGGCCCGGGCUGCCGCCGCCAAGGUCUGGAUCGACUCCGAGGAAGGUCGCAGCAUCAUCAUGGCUGCUUUCAACUCCACGAGUCGUUUCGCCCGUCUGCAGAGUCUCAAGACUGCUCUCGCCGGAACCUACCUGUACAUUCGCUUCAAGACCACCACUGGUGAUGCCAUGGGCAUGAACAUGAUCUCCAAGGGAUGUGAGAAGGCGCUGGACGUCAUGUCCAAGGAGUGUGGAUUCAAUGACAUGGACAUCAUCUCGCUUUCUGGUAACUUCUGCACAGAUAAGAAGUCCGCUGCUAUCAACUGGACUGACGGCCGCGGCAAGUCUGUCGUGGCGGAGGCCAUCAUCCCCGGUCAUAUCGUCAAGAGCGUGCUCAAGAGUGAUGUCGACGCACUGGUCGAGCUGAACGUCAGCAAGAACUUGAUCGGAAGUGCGAUGGCAGGCAGCUUGGGUGGUUUCAACGCUCACGCCUCCAACAUCGUGUCUGCCAUUUUCUUGGCCACUGGUCAAGAUCCCGCCCAGAACGUCGAGAGCAGCAGUUGUAUCACCACCAUGAAGAACAACAACGGUAACCUUCAGAUCGCCGUGUCCAUGCCCUCUAUCGAGGUGGGCACCAUUGGUGGUGGUACCAUCCUCGAAGGCCAAGGUGCCAUGCUGGACCUCCUCGGAGUCCGCGGAGCCCACCCCACGUCCCCAGGUGAGAACGCUCGCCAACUCUCCCGCAUUAUCGCCGCCUCCGUUCUCGCCGGUGAGCUAAGUCUGUGCUCCGCCCUUGCCGCCGGUCAUCUUGUCAAGGCGCACAUGGCGCACAACCGCAGCGCCGCCCCAACGCGGUCCUCCACCCCCGUGUCAUCGGCCGUUGGUGCCGCCCGCGGCCUUUCCAUGACCUCCAAAUAA
Penicillium soppii is the source of this 3378-nucleotide messenger RNA. It is a transcript of the gene hmg1, whose product is annotated as HMG-CoA reductase. Gene Ontology annotation, biological process: coenzyme A metabolic process; ergosterol biosynthetic process; isoprenoid biosynthetic process. Gene Ontology annotation, cellular component: endoplasmic reticulum membrane; peroxisomal membrane. NCBI's taxonomy places the organism in Eukaryota, Fungi, Ascomycota, Eurotiomycetes, Eurotiales, Aspergillaceae. The coding region runs from base 1 to 3378 and encodes 1125 amino acids. The record is from RefSeq and is a predicted model, not a curated record. Gene Ontology annotation, molecular function: protein binding; hydroxymethylglutaryl-CoA reductase (NADPH) activity. The transcript has 3 exons.